CUAUAUACUAGUGUAGGCGAGACCGGGGGCAAUUGCAACAUUUCAAAGUCCACCAAUCAGAAACGAGACAGAACCAUGAAACUCAUUUUGCAAGUGUUUGGUGGAGAUCCCUCUCUGCAUGCCAAAGGACAAGCUGCUGAGCCAUACAUGAAACUGACUGGAGAAGACAUAUAAUCUGAUGUAAAGAUGUCAUCUAAUGACAACACACUUAGUUUCCCUGAGCUUAUAAAGCUGAAACGAGAUGAUGGCCAACUCAGCCCGGCAGAGAUACGCACCUUUGUGCAAGGAGUCAUAUCAGGAGCCAUCCAGGACACUCAAAUAGGCGCUAUGCUAAUGGCCAUAUGGCAGAAGAACAUGACUGAUGAAGAGACUCUGGCAUUGACGAGAGAGAUGAUGAACUCUGGGGAUACGUUAGAAUGGCCGGAGGAAUGGCUUGUGGUAGACAAACACUCAACCGGAGGGGUUGGAGACAAAAUCAGCCUUCCACUCGCUCCUGCUCUGGCUGCAUGUGGCUGUAAGGUGCCCAUGAUAAGUGGGAGAGGACUGGCACAUACAGGUGGCACCCUGGACAAGCUGGAGUCAAUCCCUGGGUUUAAUGUCAACCAGUCAGUUCAACAGGUGAAGCAGAUCCUACAGGAUGUGGGCUGUUGCAUUGUGGGACAAACAGAGAGUCUGGUGCCAGCAGAUCGUGUUCUCUACACCAUCAGAGACGCCACAUCGACUGUUGAUAGUCUUCCUCUUAUCAUUAGCUCCAUCAUUUCUAAGAAAGGAGCUGAGGGUCUGAGUGCUCUUGUGUUAGAUGUGAAGUUUGGCAGGGCUGCUCUGUAUAAAGAUCUGGACAGUGCUCGCAAUCUUGCUCAGUCACUGGUCAAAGCAGGCAACAGGCUGGGUGUGAAGACAGGGGCGGUGCUUAGCCGAAUGGACGCUCCUAUUGGCCAGAGUGUAGGAAAUGCGGUUGAGGUGUGUGAAGCUCUUGAGUGUCUUAAAGGACGAGGACCAGAUGAUCUCACAGAACUGGUUACAAUUUUAGGUGGACAUCUAUUGUCUAUGUGUCGACACUCCUGUACUCUAGAGAGUGGGAAAAAGGAAAUAGCUCAAAAGCUGAAGAACGGAGAAGCCCUGCAAAAGUUCCAGGCGAUGCUGGAGGCUCAGGGUGUGUCUGCAGAUGUUGCACGUUCCCUGUGCUCAGACGAGACUGAUUACUUUCAGCACAUGAGGCGUGCAGCACAUCAGACAGAGCUUAAGGUGCAAGAUGAUGGAGCUGUUUUGGACAUUGACGGUUUGGCCCUGGCUGAAGUGCUGCACAAGUUAGGGGCGGGACGCACUAAAUCGGGAGAGAAAAUUGAUCAUAGCGUGGGAGCAGAGAUCUUGGUAAAGAUGGGACAGCGUGUACAGAAAGGUGAAUCAUGGAUCAGGAUUCAUCACAACUGCCCAGAUCUGAGUUCACACCAGUGUUCUGGCUUGCAGAAAGCUUUGGUCAUUGGCAGCCACAACAAAUACAAGGCAGUGCCGCGUGUGGCAGAAUUCAUCCACCCAAACAAUCCCAACAUGUUUUAGCACAGCCUCAUUCAAGACUUACUUUGUUUGUAAAGUAAAUGAUUCAUUUUGAAUGUACUGUUCUCAGUGUUAUUUCUAUGAGGGAGGUUUUAGAAGAAGAGAAUGACUGACAAAGACCAUCUGGAAAUAUUUGCUUACCAGUAGCAGCUGUAGCCCAGAUCUGCUCAAUCCUGUCCUGGAAAUCUGCCAUCCUGAAAAGUUUAGUUGCAGCUCUAAUUCACCUAAUCCAGCUCUAAUUCACCUAAACCUGAACCUGUCAAUUACAGGCAGGUGUGCUGGACACACAGGAGCAGGAUUGAGUGCACUGGCAUAGUAGAUGACUGCUGCCACCUCUGACUCGUAGAAGAACUGCAGCAUAGCAGGCCACAAACCUCUAUAAUCAGUCACUCUCAUGAACAAGCACUGUUUUGCCUCUGAUUUCAGACAUUUGUUGUCGAUUUCUGUUGGAGAGUGAAAAUCAGGGCUAAAAUUAUGCAGCAUGUACAUAAAGAACCAAGCAAUCUCAGAAAA
Molecule: messenger RNA, 2067 nt
Organism: Megalobrama amblycephala (Wuchang bream)
Lineage: Eukaryota; Metazoa; Chordata; Actinopteri; Cypriniformes; Xenocyprididae
Product: thymidine phosphorylase
Exons: 10
Coding region: 187-1557 (456 amino acids)
Biological process (GO): pyrimidine nucleobase metabolic process; pyrimidine nucleoside metabolic process
Cellular component (GO): cytosol
Molecular function (GO): 1,4-alpha-oligoglucan phosphorylase activity; pyrimidine-nucleoside phosphorylase activity
Source: RefSeq, a predicted model, not a curated record